AUGCUUCCUCUCUUCAUCAUGCAGCUUCCUCUCUUGAUCAAGAUGCUUCCUCUCUUCAUCAAGAUGCUUCCUCUCUUCAUCAUGCAGCUUCCUCUCUUGAUCAAGGUGCUUCCUCUCUUCUUCAAAGUACUUCCUCUCUUGAUCAAGGUGCUUCCUCUCUUCAUCAAGAUGCUUCCUCUCUUCAUCAUGCAGCUUCCUCUCUUGAUCAAGAUGCUUCCUCUCUUCAUCAAGAUGCUUCCUCUCUUCAACAAAGUGCUUCCUCUCUUCUUCAAAGUACUUCCUCUCUUGAUCAAGGUGCUUCCUCUCUUGAUCAAGAUGCUUCCUCUCUUGAUCAAGGUGCUUCCUCUCUUCAACAAAGUGCUUCCUCUCUUCAACAAAGUGCUUCCUCUCUUCUUCAAA
Molecule: messenger RNA, 399 nt
Organism: Trichomonas vaginalis G3
Lineage: Eukaryota; Parabasalia; Trichomonadida; Trichomonadidae
Product: SLEI family protein family
Exons: 1
Source: RefSeq, a predicted model, not a curated record